UCUCUCCCUUAUUACAAGAUAGCGAAAUUGAAAAUGGAAUUGUAGAAGAAGAGAACAGUGUUGUGUUAUGGUGGAGAAAGAUGAAGGUGCAGAUCCAUGGUUAGGCGCAGACAAAUUCUAUCACAUCCUCAUGUGUUUCUCCAUCACUCUCCUCUUUUACUUUCUCGCUUCCCUAACCUCACACCCCAUCCUCCGCCGCCACGCCAUUUCCAUCGGAUCCCUACUUUCUCUCCUCGCCGGCGCCGCCAAAGAAGCCGCCGAUCACCUCGGCUAUUUCCGCUCUUCCGGCGCUUCCUUCAAAGACGCAAUCGCCGAUAUCAUUGGUGUCGUCCUUGCUUCAUUAGCUCUUUCUCUCUUCCGAUCCAAAACCUCUCUUUCUCGCCCUCAUCCACAAGGGAUUUCGCUUGUUUGAUUCCUUUUCCAUUUUCACAACUCAAUUCAGAGGGACAGGAGGGGGCGCCAUUAAUGAGCAAGUGACUGUGGGUAGAGCUCCGUCUUCUAAGGUCCAUUCUUUGACACCAAAGCAUUGACAAUUCUUCAGGAGGGACUUAUUUUUCUUAUUACUACCAUGCCCGUUUCUCUCUGACUUAAAACCACCAAAAAGAGGUACACCAGGAGUGCCUGGUGUUGCUGGUGCUGAUGGAAUUUCCUCAUUAUUAAUAUGCUCCAUUUCUCCAGUCAACAGUAAAUUUAAUUUAGAUACGAAAAGAUCAGAAAUUAGAGUAUGAAGUGGGCUCAAGAUUAUUGUUGCUAUUGUCACUCAUGUAUAUAUAGCAGUAGCAAGCAAGGCUGUAUAGUUGACUUACUAUAUAAGCAUGAUUAGCCUCACUAUAAUAUGGAAAUGAAAGGAAGCAAAUUAGUGGUUGUAACUGAGAUAUGAGAAAAAAGUAGCAGCAUGUGGAAGUGGACGGUGGGGCACUACUGAGGGGACUCUUACUUGACUUUUGAACAUACCAAAAAGGCCUGGUUCACGGUACCCUACAAUAUGCAACAAUUAUAGUAUGUAGUUUUCGGUUUAUCUUCUAUGUCCUUGGCCACUACUUUUGUGCUUUCCAUUUCUGUAACUUUGAAACAGUCCAUUCCUUCACACAAUUGAAGUGCAAAGGUAUGCAAUCAAUCUUGAUUAAAAAUUGCCUCCAUAUAUCAUUAGAGUGUGUUGAACAAAAAAAAAGUUAUUAAUUGCUGUUUACAAGCUUUUAUUAA
Lathyrus oleraceus (garden pea) is the source of this 1203-nucleotide messenger RNA. RefSeq lists its product as uncharacterized. The transcript has 2 exons. Lineage: Eukaryota; Viridiplantae; Streptophyta; Magnoliopsida; Fabales; Fabaceae. The coding region runs from base 68 to 412 and encodes 114 amino acids. The record is from RefSeq and is a predicted model, not a curated record.